AUGACUACAAAUUUGAAACGUGCCUUUGAAAAGGCUAAAAAGCAAAACCGUAGUGCUUUAAUCACGUUCGUCACUGCUGGUUACCCUACUAUUAACGACACUGUCCCCAUUUUGCAAGGACUGCAAGCUGGUGGCGUGGAUAUUAUUGAGCUGGGAAUUCCCUUCAGUGACCCAAUUGCUGACGGUCCUACCAUUCAAGCUGCCAACACCAAAGCAUUGGAGAAUGGUGUUAAUAUAGAUAUCUGUUUGGACAUUGUUAAACAAGCCAGAGCUAAAGGUGUUAGCGUUCCUAUCGUCUUAAUGGGCUACUACAAUCCAAUUUUGGCUUAUGGAGAACAAAAAAUGAUUGAGGCCACCAAAAUAGCAGGUGCAAACGGUUACAUCAUUUGCGACCUGCCUCCUGAAGAAGCUGUUAAAUUUAGAGGUUAUUGCGCUAAGCAAGGUCUAAGUUAUAUUCCUUUGGUUGCUCCCGCUACCACCGAUGAGAGAUUGGAUGUUCUGAGCAAGAUCUCAGAUUCAUUCAUCUAUGUCGUUUCUAGAAUGGGAACCACAGGUGCACAAACAAAAAUGUCUGACACAUUGCCUCAAUUGGUGAAGAGAGUAAAAAGCUUUGCGGGGUCAAGCCCAAUUGCUGUAGGAUUUGGUGUCAGUACUCGCGAGCAUUAUUUGGAUGUUGGGGCUUCUUCUGAUGGUGUUGUCAUCGGAAGUAAGUUAAUCAACGUUAUUGACGCAGCACCUGAAAGCUUAAGAGCUGAUGCUGCAAAGAAGUUCGUCAGAGAAAUUCUUGGACGUACAGAUGAUACUACUAUUACUGAUUCUUUGAGUGACAAUGACAACGAGAUUCCAUAUCAAGAAAUUGCAACUGAGGAAACUCAGUUCAACGAGGUUCACAAAUGUAACCCUCAUUUUGGACAAUUUGGUGGUCAGUAUGUACCUGAAGCUUUGCACACUUGUUUAGCAGAACUAGAGAAAGGCUUUGAUGCCGCGGUGGCUGAUCCAGAAUUUUGGAAAGAGUUUAAAUCUCUUUACCCCUAUAUUGGAAGACCAUCUUCCCUUCACCGCGCUGAAAGACUAACUGAGUACGCUGGUGGAGCCCAAAUCUGGUUGAAGAGAGAAGACUUGAAUCAUACAGGGUCUCAUAAAAUCAACAAUGCUUUGGCUCAAGUAAUUCUUGCUCGUCGUCUAGGCAAGAAUCGUGUUAUUGCUGAGACUGGUGCUGGUCAACAUGGUGUUGCAACUGCUACUGCUGCUGCCAAAUUUGGUAUGAAAUGCACUGUUUUUAUGGGAGCAGAAGACGUUCGCCGUCAAGCCCUCAAUGUUUUCAGGAUGAGAAUCCUAGGUGCAUCUGUUGUGGCUGUCCAGGAAGGAACAAGGACUCUUCGGGAUGCCACUUCUGAAGCCUUCAGAUUCUGGGUGUCAAAUCUUGAAACCACUCACUACGUUGUAGGAUCCGCUAUUGGACCUCAUCCAUACCCAACAUUAGUGAGAACUUUUCAAAGUAUUAUUGGAAGCGAAACUAAAGAACAGUUCAAGGAACUGAACGAUGGGAAGCUUCCUGAUGCCGUUUGUGCUUGUGUUGGUGGAGGGUCCAACUCUACAGGUAUGUUCUCACCAUUUGAAAAAGACGAAUCUGUAAAGCUUUAUGGAUUUGAAGCCGGUGGAGAUGGUAUUGAUACACCUUACCAUUCGGCUACUUUGACUGCAGGUAAGCCAGGUGUGUUUCAUGGAGUUAUGACUUAUGUACUACAAGAUAACGACGGCCAAAUUCAUGAUACACACUCUGUUUCAGCUGGUUUGGACUACCCUGGAGUUGGUCCUGAAUUGGCUGCCUGGAAAGCAAAUGGUAGAGCCCAAUUUUCCGCUGUAACUGAUGCCCAAGCAUUAGAGGGAUUCAAAAUCCUGUCUCAAUUGGAAGGGAUCAUUCCAGCACUAGAGUCUAGUCAUGCAAUCUACGGCGCAUUGCAAAUUGCAAAGACUAUGUCUUCGGACCAGUCCUUAGUUAUUAAUGUAUCUGGAAGGGGUGAUAAGGACGUCCAGAGUGUAGCUGAGAUUUUACCUAAAUUGGGACCUCAAAUUGGAUGGGAUUUGCGUUUCAGCGAAGACAUUACUAAAGAGUGA
This is a messenger RNA of Komagataella phaffii GS115, 2118 nucleotides long. RefSeq names its product Tryptophan synthase involved in tryptophan biosynthesis. The transcript is spliced from 2 exons. Gene Ontology annotation, biological process: L-tryptophan biosynthetic process. NCBI's taxonomy places the organism in Eukaryota, Fungi, Ascomycota, Pichiomycetes, Pichiales, Pichiaceae. Gene Ontology annotation, cellular component: cytoplasm. The record is from RefSeq and is a predicted model, not a curated record. Gene Ontology annotation, molecular function: tryptophan synthase activity. Bases 1 to 2118 code for a protein of 705 amino acids.